GGCGGAGGGAGGCUGCGUCACCUGACCAAGACUGUGGAAGAGGCAAUGGCGGCGCCCAUGCUCCGCUUGUGCUGUCCUGGAAGGCGUUGGGCUUUAGCCUGCAUUGACGGUUGUUCUCGCCACAGAAGAGGGGCUCCGAAUGGGUGCACGUCCAGCAGGAGAAGGGGACAGAGCUCAGUGGCUCAGCAGCCCUUCAUCACGGCCCAGAAGCCGAGGAAAGGUGAACACGAGUGGGCAGCUGUGGUAGGUUUGGAAAUUCAUGCCCAGAUUUCCUCCAAGUCUAAACUCUUCUCUGGAUCUCAAGUCCAUUUUGCAGCACCUCCAAAUUCUUUGGUAUCUUUUUUUGAUGCAUCUCUGCCUGGAACUUUGCCGGUUCUCAACAGGAGGUGCGUAGAAGCGGCGGUGAUGACAGGCCUGGCGCUGAACUGCCGCAUAAACAAGAAGUCCUUGUUUGACAGGAAGCACUACUUCUAUGCAGACCUCCCUGCAGGCUACCAAAUUACCCAGCAAAGGCUCCCAAUCGCUGUGAAUGGGAGCCUGGUGUACAGCUUCUGUGCAGGCAAGAACCGGAGUCAGGUGAUCAACAAGACAGCGAGGGUCAAGCAGAUCCAGCUGGAGCAAGACAGUGGCAAAAGCCUCCACGAUGACCUGCGCUCUCAGACGCUCAUUGAUUUGAACAGGGCGGGAGUUGGCCUGCUGGAAGUGGUCCUGGAGCCCGAUAUGUCCUGUGGAGAAGAGGCGGCAACAGCAGUCAGGGAGCUGCAGCUGAUACUUCAAGCCCUGGGGACCAGCCAGGCAAAUAUGGCAGAGGGCCAGUUGAGAGUGGAUGCCAAUAUAUCUGUGCAUCAUCCUGGAGAGCCUUUGGGCGUUCGAACUGAAGUGAAGAAUCUCAACAGUGCCAGGUUCUUGGCCAAAGCAAUAGACUAUGAAAUUCAGAGACAAAUCAAUGAACUUGAGAAUGGAGGUGAAAUUCUAAAUGAAACUCGCUCAUUUGAUUCCAAGCUGGGGUGCACCAUACCGAUGAGAGACAAAGAAGGAAAACAAGACUACAGGUUUAUGCCCGAACCCAACCUCCCUCCCCUGCUGCUCUACGACACUGAGUCUCUGCCCGCCGGCGCAGACCCGCAGCAAGUGAUCGAUAUUGACCGGAUUCGGGAGCAGCUGCCCGAGCUCCCCAGCGUGACCCGGGAAAAGCUUGUCCAACAGUAUGGGAUGCUGCCGGAACACAGCUUCACCUUACUGAAUGAAGUUGGCCUACUGGAGUUCUUCCAAAAUGUGAUGAAAGAAACUAGGGCAGAGCCAAAAAAAGUGACUAGUUGGGUCCUCAACACUCUUCUGGGUUUUUUAAAGCAACAGAACCUUGCUGUCAGUGAGAGUCCUGUCACCCCUUCUGCACUGGCCGAGCUGCUCAACCUGCUGGACAGGAAAGCAAUUUCUUCAUCAGCAGCUAAACAGGUGUUCGAGGAACUGUGGAGGAAUGAAGGGAAGACCCCAGCACAGAUUGUUUCAGAAAAGAAGCUGGAACUGAUGCAGGAUCAAGAGGCACUGGAACAGCUCUGCCACGCCGUGAUGGAGGGACAUCCUCAAGUGGUAAUGGAUGUGAAGAAGGGAAACCCCAGAGCUAUAAAUAAACUGAUUGGGUUGGUCCGAAAAGCGACUCUCAGCCGAGCAGACCCGACCGUGAUAAAGGAGAUACUGGAGAAGAAGCUGGCCUCGUGACAUGUUUCGGGUCCCUCUGCCUGAGGGGGCCAGUGCAGCCAUGGCCAAGAACCGAGCCUGGGAAACCUGACCGCUGUGUGCUUGAGGUGCUGCAUCUCCCAGUCCCUGGCCCGGGCAGAGCCGGGUGCCCCAACCGAGCCUGUGCCUUGGGAUGCCCCGUCCACAGAAGACCAGCAGCCUGGCCCCUGUUUGCAUCACUGACAUCAAAAUGGUUCCAUGACAGCUGCAACAGCUAGCGGUUAAGAAAUAGCACAUUCUCGUGAAUUAAAGGAGACCUACUGUUACCAUUCUAAGAACACUUUUCAUUCUGCAGUUCCUUCCGCAGAUAUUGCUGAGCAUGUCCUAAGGGCUGGGCGUUGUUCUAGGUGCUGAGGAUCAGCAGUGAUCAAGAGAGACGUAAUCUGGAUGCAGUAUUUCAGACCUGAAAAUAGGUUAAGGAAGAUGAAAACACAACAGAAUGAAUUAAUUGACACAGCUAAAGACAGACUGUUGAGGGCAGUCUCCGGAGGGUGGGGAGGGAGGAGCUUAUUAGUCUGAGGUAUUAGCAGCAUUCACCCAUCCAUGGAGUGAAAGUCCUGUUGCCCAUUCGACUCCCUAGGGAUCCCAGAAGGCAGAAAUCUGAGAGACUUUUUUUUUUUGUAAAAAAGACCACAGAAGUUUUCAAAUAAAUUUAAUGAAUAAAAUAUAUACUGAAAUAUCACAUAAAAAUUAACUUACACUUCAAAGAUUGUGCAGUUGACAACUCCCCCUUACCCUCAGGCCAAAAAAGAUAAAAAGAAAAAAAAAGCUGUAACAUUAAAUUGAUUUGUCUUGCCUGGAAAGAAUAAGAUUAUAAACUAGUAAGUCAGAAUCUUGACCUUUAACGGUAAUGGUGGUGCAGUUGACGGUAUCUCCAUGAAGGCUGCGCUGCCUUCAUCCCGUUCUCAUGACAAUAAUACUCUACUCUGUCUGUGUAACGCACUGGGGCACCCCCUUGUUCAUGUUAUGCCUCUGUUGCCUCUGACUCACAAAGCUCGAAGGCCAGUUUUGCAAAUGCUGUUUUUCAAAAGCACAUGUUAAAUAAACUGUGACAUAAGUAAGAGAACAAAAUCGUUGGAGGCCCUGAUUGUACACUGGAUUCGCUAGCCUCCUGAGAAGAGUACAGGCAUUUCCGUCGUGCAUGGUGCCCCAGUGGCAGCUGGGGAGCUGGAGAAAAGGGGACCUUCCCCACUUUUCCCCACCAGCAACUUAGCAAUGAACGGUUCCUGAGUUGCAGACAAUGCUCAGGACUUCCAUAUCUAGGAGUGAGGAAAGAAGCGUCCCUCUUACCCAACCAAAAAAGCAGGAGCAAAAAGGAAACCAGUUGUGCGGUUUAUUUUAGACAAGCAUGAAGAGGUAAGGAUUAAACGAAAUUAUCUUUUUUUUAAAAUUUGAGACUUAGAAUUAUAAGAGAAUAUGUUACAUUUCCCAGGAAGCCAGGUGCCCCUCACGCAUUCUGUUGCAAUACUGAAAACUAGUGGGCCUGAAAGUAAAGUAUUUUCAUUUAACCUCUUUUCGAGAGAAAGACCGAGUCAGUUCUCACUCCACAAGUCUCUGAAUUACAAACGGGCAGAGGUGGUCUGAGACUGGAAUCUGGCAGGAUCAUUACCUUGUAAGAAAUAAUGAGGUUCAGUUUUGUUUUACAAACUCUAUUUUCACCAAAGGUCUGGCUUCUUUGUCAUCAAACUUUACCAAAAGUACUUGAGGAUCUUUCCAGACCAUUUUAAAUCAAGAGCUUACUUAAAGGGGGAUUGUGGGGAGCAGCCAGAUGAAGACAGUUUACCAAAACUAUUAUGUCAAGUGUGAACUGUAUUACAGAUUGAUCAUUUCCAGAGAAAAAUGCCAUCAUUAAAACACUUGACCUUUACAAUGUUAAUUGUCCAGCUCUCACAGUUGCCUGUGGUCUUGAAUGCCCACUUGUGAAAUCCUGAAAAUCGGAUUGUUAUGUUGUUAUAACUGCUAAUAGGAAAAAAGAAAAAAAAAAAAUCAAAGCACAGCUCAGAUAUCUUACUUGGAACCUGACUAGAUAUCGGAAAGAUAUGUUUAUAUAACAGCCUAAGAAAUUCAGAGAGUAUGGCUCUGCUCGGAAACGGGCCUCAAUGAAACCAAGUUUUAAAUACACGUUUGCAUGAGUGUGAA
Molecule: messenger RNA, 3876 nt
Organism: Equus caballus (horse)
Lineage: Eukaryota; Metazoa; Chordata; Mammalia; Perissodactyla; Equidae
Gene: GATB
Product: glutamyl-tRNA amidotransferase subunit B
Biological process (GO): glutaminyl-tRNAGln biosynthesis via transamidation; mitochondrial translation
Cellular component (GO): glutamyl-tRNA(Gln) amidotransferase complex; mitochondrion
Molecular function (GO): glutaminyl-tRNA synthase (glutamine-hydrolyzing) activity
Source: RefSeq, a predicted model, not a curated record